Molecule: messenger RNA, 4807 nt
Organism: Brassica napus (rape)
Lineage: Eukaryota; Viridiplantae; Streptophyta; Magnoliopsida; Brassicales; Brassicaceae
Exons: 2
Coding region: 3974-4558 (194 amino acids)
Source: RefSeq, a predicted model, not a curated record
CGGGCUAAACUGAGAUGAUGGAAUUAAGACUAAGGUAAUAACCUGACUAGAACUAGGGCUAGAGUGCAUCAUCUUUUCUAUUAUUGCGUGUUGUUAUGGUUGAGUGCAGGUUCCCGUUAUCUUUAAAGAUAGUUUCAUAGCAGGAGGCUGAACUAUCUGGGUAACUGUUUGAUUGAGUUGAUUUCUUUUUAGGGUUAAUUAAGUGCUUGCUGGUUUAAUUAAUCUUGUAGAUUGAGGUUAGUCAAGGGAGUGGCUAACUGGUUGAGUUGUUUAGUGAUGAUGUUGUUUCUUAGUUGAUUAGAUGUUAGUACUAAGGAUCCUAGGCCAUAUAGGCCGGAUUACUGGUACAUAGGUUAGUGUCGUAGAGUCGAGAUAGGUAGUCUGGAAUCUGUCUUUAGGCUAUGUUAUAGAAUAGGUUGUGUUGAGUGUGUAGUGCCGACAGCAUGUGGGAAAUCCGCCCAUGCUAGGCAUGUUUAGGGGUAAACUAGUGUUUCCUCGGCCUCGUACCCAACAGGUUGAAAGAAACCCCUUAUUCUCUAGAUCAAAAAGACUCAGAUAGACGGGGUCAUGGCCUAUGGCUGAGUAUUACACGACGAUGUAAUGUGGCAGUGACCCGAAGGACUCUGGACUGUCGCGCGGUGACCCGAUGGACUGUGGGCCGCGGUCGGUUGAAAGUUCCUUCUUCUGACCUUUGUGGUAGGAAGAUAGGAUAUUUCCGAUAGAGAGGAUGAACACGAAGUCACCAGGGCCCAGGUUAGAGUGUCGAGUUAGAGUAUAGGGUAGAUUAAAGGGUUAUUGAACCCUAGAGUAAAUGUAACACCGAAAUACGGUGUUAGGAGUUAGAUCGAGUCAUAUUAAGUUAUAGUUUUAUUAUUGUGAUUGUGAUUGGCUAUUGGUUGUUGACUUGUUUUCAUGCAGGUUCCUGUUACUUGAAGUUAGACCACGGCAGGAGGCCAAAUCUAACUUAGUAACGGUUUGAUUUAGAUUAUGAAUGAGUUUAAUUGUGAUUGUUUGCUUAGCUUUAGCUUUGAUUGCAUGCUAGGACUAGGUUGAUUGUUAUUUUGGGUUGUCCGGGUUAGAGUCUAGGUUGCGGGUAGAGGCGGCCGGCUCACUGAGUGACGUUAGGUUACUCAUUCAACUCUGUUGUCCUUUUGCAGGUAGCUUUAGUAAGGAUGAUCGGAUAGAUUGGUGAUGGACGCUAGGACCACCGGUGUACAUUUUCAUGCCUUUUGUUAACGGUAUUUUGGAUUUGUGUUUAGUUGACUCGAUUUGGCAUUAAGCCGGGACCGAUCUCGAAUUAUAUCAGUGUAUGGAUGUUUCUUGAAUCAAUAAAGUAUUUGUUUUAUAUGCGCAUCAUGAGUACUUUGAUAUUUGACUAGUUCGGUCUAACACAACGUUAGGUCACGGUACGGGUUGAAAAGCCUUAGGCCUCGAUCUAACAGAAAAUGCUAACUCUUGGUAUGGGUUGCAAAGCCUUACGCAUUGAAUUAACGGGACGAGUUAGUGGAUGAACUGGUCUAAGUCGUGGAGUAAAUUUUGUGACUCUGACCGGAUUGUCCCUAGCACGUCACGUAGCACUUCUGGACCAUGGUGUUGGAUUGGACGGUUAUAUUCUUGUUUGAUUGUUGGCUGGCCGGUUGGCCUUUCAUCUCCAACCCUUGGUGUGGGUCGUCCGUCGGUCAUGUUCUUGUUUUAUUGUUAGCCGGUGGGUCGACCUAUGUCUAGGACGGUCAAGGGGUGUUACAGUAGCCGUGAACAAUGGCUUAAAAACACAUAAAUAAGGUUCUGAGUCGUCCAGGGGUAUUAUGGUAACUUGUGGUAACUUCUGGGCUUAAGUCGGUCAUGAAAUAGGCUCGGCCCGCCUUCUGGGUUCACCUUCGAUCAACACCAAGGCUGUGUUGUCGAUCGACAUUCAUUCAUCUCCUUGACAGCUUCUUCUAGUGAGGCAGACGUACCAAUCUUCAGUCAAUCGGGCAUAACUUCUUCUAUAGGAUGAUGAUUGACCUCAAACCAUUGGCACUGGAAAGCUAACUCAAAGCUCUAUCUUUUGUUAAAAAAUGGGCUCAAUAUCACUCUGGAAAAGUCUCCAUCCGUAGCUAAACAUCUGACGCGUCUGUGCAGUUCUGCACCACAAAAGACUCCAAAGUCACCAUAGUUUUCCAAAACAUACAUGAACUUGAAAACACUCUAAAACAUACUCCAAACCCAUAUAAUAUACUCUAAAUAGGUCAUAUACCAUGGUCUAAAAGUGGUAAAAUCCAUGGUAUAUCAAUGAUUGGUCGGCGUUUAGGUCGUGCAUGGUGACUUUGAUGUCUGUUCCCGGCAUAUCUUGUUCCGACCAUGCAAACAUUUCCAGGUUUUUUUUUAAGAAUGCGAGGAGGUCGUUUCUUAUUUCCAUGUUGGCUGGGUAGUUCCUGCGGCGGUCUCAUUUCGUGUUAUAGGUUGCCUUGGUUCUAUGGACCGCAUAUUUAAAAGAAUAGUCAUAUAACAAGCUCGCAAGGAUUUCUGAGUACCCCAAAUUGUGUCUUCUCUCCCAUCUCUUCUUCUUCUUAUAGUCUCCUUUCUUGGUUGUUCAAACUGAUCUCUGAGAAUCACGGACUUACUCAUUGACUGAGUCGAGCUCGCAGAUCCGUCUUGGUUUGAGUCCGAUCAUGGGCCUGCUCGGGCUUUUGAUGCUUAUUAUUGGGCCCAGCAAGAGAUAUGUGAGCGAGGACUGGAGAGAGAAGCGUGAGGAGAAAAGAGAGGAUGGGGCGAGGAGAGAAGAUAGAGAGAGACAUGGGCGAGGAGAGGACUGAGGAGAGAGAGAGAGAGAUAGGGGAAGGAUGAGAGAUGAAGGCGAGGUGUUCUAUGAACUUCUCGGAAAAUCGUUUUGUAUGAUUCUAAACAACCGUCCAAAGAUUAUUUCGUAAACGCUGAUUUUCGUAUUGUUUUACGAAGGUUAUUAUAUUAGGUCGCUUAUUUUUACUAUACAAAAGUUUCUUCAUUUAAACAUCAAUUGAAACGGCUUUGCUAUAUUCUUUGUUGUAAGUAUGUUUUGUUGGAUGACUUUUAUUCACGAAUAAACUCUUAGGUUUUUCUUAGAAAGGAUCGUGUUUCGGAUAAUUUCGUCAUAAUGUGUAACGACCCGGUUAUUAAGAAAACAAUGGUCGGUUUGGUUUGUUCUAAUUUUAUUUUAAUUUCACCUAAACCAUUGGUUUGAAUUUAAUUAAUUAGCCUUUAAACCAAACCCUUGUGUUGUCGUUGGUUAGUGGCAUAUAUAUAUAUAAUUAUAUGUAUUCAGUUCUUUCCCCAAUAACCUAGCCGUCUCCAUCUCGGGCUUGUGUACAGAUUAUGUUUGUGCCGUCACCACAAAACGAUCAUAUAAUUUGCUGCGUACGAGGGAAGCUUCAUCACACCAGCAAUGGAGCAUCGCAAUCGGAGCUGUGACGUAUAGCCGCCGUUGUCAAAGAUCCUUCGCCUCUCCCUUAUGGUCGCCGUGCAUCAGAUCCGAGAGGCUUAGAUGUGGAGAAGAGACGCACGUACACGGAGUCACCACGUAACGUCCGGCGCUGAUCACCACCGUCAAUCACCGUAGACCCACCGCCGGGAUGUCACUUUAUUUCCUUGUCACACCGGAGCCACCAUGUAUGGUUUGAGACAUAGACUUGUCGUUAAGGAUCAACCACCAUUGUAUUAUGGGCGUCAUGCUAUUGAUCCGAGAAGCAUAAGACGUGAGGAGAAAAAGAGUUAAGACGGAGCCACCGUCUCAUCACCGCUGAUCACCGAUCCGCACUGUCAUGCGUUGUUAGUCACCGUAAAUGGAGCCCACGUCGCCAAAGUGUGAGACCCUUUAACGUGAUUCCAAGCCGUAAUAGCUAAGUGACCUUUUCUCUAUUCCUUGUGUGGCAAGAUACCUUUGUAGGUUAAAACCGAAUCAUAACUUGUGCAUGGUGUAAUCUUGCGACUUAGGUGAGACUUAAUCAACAAGUAAUUCAUGCUAAAUUUUGGUCACGGCUUGUUAGGCGAGAAUAUCCGUUUUCAGAUUCAUUUCCGAUAUUGGCUAAGGAUGUUUUUGCUUGACCAUUACGAGUGGAGGAUGCCGCGUAUGCACUACGGACGGAGGAACACCAGGGAGUAUGCCCAAAGGCGUCACUAUGACAUGGAGGGUAACUUGGUGCUACCCAUGUUUCCGGAUCCUGAAGAACAGUACAGGGAGUUUCCAUUCAGGUACCCGCACGAGCAGACUGUGAGGCAUAAGGUGUUGAUGCCACAUUUCCAGAGGAUUGCUAUAGAGGAACAUCUACUGCAGGGCGAUGCGAGGUUCCAGCUUGCAACCGAAGAGGGGCCCCCGAGGAAGUGUGGCCGUCCAUGCAAGCCGCCAAGUGCAGCAGGGGGACCCCCAAGGGUGUUCACCGGGAAGUGCCAGUGUGGAGUGCUGAUCAAGAAUGCUCAGGAGGACCGAUCAGUCGCUGGAUACACCGAGGACUUCAUCAACCAAGCCAAACUGUUCAAACCGAAGAAUGCAGAGACGUGGUGCGUAUGGUAUAAGAGCGGGCUUCGUAAGGAACUCCAGGCGUAGUUGAGGGGUGUUUUGGAGCCCCUGGAGUUCGCGCUAGUGAGGCAGAUGGCAGGCUUCGCCAUGGAGGCAGAAGAGAAGAUUGCAGCCGAUGUGGCCGCUCUCUCAAUCAUGGAAGGAGGAAACCCGGGUAGGGACGUCGAUGGCUAUGAGGUGCCGGUCGGGGAACUCGCUAAGGGAAAGCGGGGGCGUCCGCGAAAACCUCCUACAGUGACAUGUGAUUGUGACGUACUGGUCCAGAUGGUUCAGAAG